AUGGCUCUGCAUACAGCGGUCUUCGUUUUGGUAUGCUUUAUCUUACAUACAAAUUUUGUAUCCAGUGAUUGUAUUUGGUAUGGUAUUUGCAAUUUUUCUGAUCCUGCACACCCAAGAUAUUGUUCAUACAAUGGUACUGCAAAAGCGUUAAGUAAUGAUGGUCUCAAAAUACUCUCCAGUCUUUGUCCUAAUUAUGCUGUGGGCAGUGCAAAAGUUUGUUGUAAUGAAGAACAACUGACGUAUUUUUCAAACUCUGCUUCACUUGCUGCUGCGUUAUUAAAAAGAUGUCCAGCAUGUUUUGCUAAUUUUCGACUACUGUUUUGUGCUAUGACAUGUGAUCCAAAUCAAGCAGAAUUUAUUACACCUGUUAUUCAAGAGAAAUUAGUUGAUUCUAUUACUUAUACAUUAACUGAUCAUGUGGCUGAUACAUUUUUCAAUAGUUGCAAGGAUGUUACAUUCGGUAAUGGUCGUGCAAUAAGUUUAAUGUGUGGUACCGAUAAGUGUACACGUCAAUUAUUAUUAGAUAAUAUUGGUAAAUCAACUGAUGGUGGUCAGAGUCCAUUCGAUAUACGAUUUAAUGUUGUUCCUAGUGUCAAUUUAUCAAUGUAUACAAAUUCUUCUUCAACUAUUCGACCAUUUGAUACGAUAGUUUAUCAAUGUAAUCAACGUGUACCAAAACGUGCCGAUGAUGUUGGUGGUCCAGCAUGUUCAUGUAUGGAUUGUUCCAGUGCAUGUUCAUCGGGACCGCCGGAUUUACCGCCACAACCUAGUGAACCGAUAGAAAUAUUUGGUAUCAGUGUUUGGCUAUUCAGUGGUUACAUCAUUUUCUCAAUAUUAACAAUCAUUUUUGGUACAUAUCAAAUUGCAAAACUUGUUGUUUAUGGUCAGAAUCACGUAACAACAACAACAACACCAACAACUAAUCGUAGUCGUUGUUGUACUCGUACAUCUCAAUCAGAUACAGAACAUCUUAUACGUCAACCAGAAGAAAUACAGCAUGAAAGAAGUCAGCCAGAAGGAAGAAUUUGUUUAUUGGCCUAUUUAACAGCAUAUUUUGAUAAAAUAAUGACAAAGAUGUUUUCAUCACAUGGAAGAAUGAUUGCUCGUCAUCCAUUAAUGGUAUUAUUGAUUUCAUUGGGUAUAAUACUUGCACUUGCUGGUGGUCUAGCUUUUCUACAAGUUACUACUAAUCCAGUGGAAUUAUGGUCUGGUGAGGAAUCACGUUCUAGACUAGAGAAAAAUUAUUUUGAUCAACAAUUUGGGGCAUUUUAUCGAAUUGAACAAAUCAUUCUACGUCCUAAGAAUACUUCAAAUUUCACGCAUAAAGCAUUAGGUGACGCUUCAGGUGAUGCGUUAUUUGGUGCUGGACUUAAUAAAACUUUUCUAUUGAGAGCAGUGGAUUUACAAAAUCGUAUUCAAUCUAUUGAAGUUUAUUAUGAAGCGGAAAAUAAAUCGAUACAUUUAUCUGAUCUAUGUUUUCAACCAUUAAAACCAGAUAAUCAUGGUUGUGCUAUCACUAGUCCAAUUGAAUAUUUUCAAAAUAAUAUGACUUUAUUUAAUACAGUUCGUAACGAUGAUUUUGGCCAGUUGAUCAAUGAUUACUUAGAUCAUUUGUUAUUUUGUACUGAAGCUCCAUUAUCUACUAGUGGAUCUCCAUUAGAUCCAACUGCUGGAUGUCUUUCAUCAUCUGGAAUGCCAGUGUUACCACAAGUUGCAUUUGGCAGUUUUAAUGCAUCAUUUUACAAUGGAUCUGUUGCUGUGGUGUUAACAUUUCUUCUCAACAAUAAUCCUGAUCCGAAAUCAAUACAAGUGCAAAAAGCUAAAUUAUGGGAAUCAAAAUAUUUACAAUUAAUUCAUGAAUGGAAAUUGAAUAAUACAGAAAUUAUUGUUAGUUUUUCAGCUGAACGUUCCGUUGAAGAUGAAAUAGAACGUCAAUCUAAUUCUGAUAUCAGUACUAUAGCUAUCAGUUAUAUGGUUAUGUUUGUAUAUGUCAGUUUAUUUCUUGGAACAUAUCGAAGUUGUAAAACAAUACUUAUCGAUAUGCGUAUCACUCUCGGGUUCGCUGGUAUACUCAUUGUGUUAGCUUCAGUUUUAGCAUCUGUUGGAUUUUGGAGUUAUUUUAAAUUACCUAUAACUUUAAUUAUUGUUGAAGUUAUACCAUUUUUAGUAUUAGCUAUUGGUGUUGAUAAUAUUUUCAUAUUAGUACAUGAAUUUGAAUAUGGUGGUGGUGAUCGCCGCCGUCGUAAUGAAUCAUCAACAUUGAUUACAAAUAUCAAUUUAUUAAAACCAUAUUUACAUCGAUUAAAUUGUGAUGAAAAGCAUUUUAAAACUGAAACGUUGUAUGAUUCCAAUGGUGGUGGUGGUGAUUCCAUGUUGAAUUUAACACAAAAUGAACAACAACCAGAUCAAUUGAAACAUUUAAAUGAAGCUAUUAAACUGUUAGUGGAAGAUAGAAUAGCUGAAUCAGUUGGUAAUGUUGGACCAUCGAUUUUAUUAACUGGUCUAGCCGAGAGUGUUGCAUUCUUUUGUGGCGCACUGACUACCAUGCCAGCUGUUCGUGUCUUUGCAUUAUAUGCAGCUAUGGCUAUUGUGUUUAAUUUUCUAUUGCAAAUAUUUGCAUUCAUUGCAUUGCUUACAUUGGAUGGGCGUAGAUAUGUGGCUCGUCGUUUCGAUGUUCUUUAUUGUUUAAAACUUCAUCAUGAAUUUGAUCAAUUAAAACAAACAAUUCAACAAUCCAAUUUAUCUAAUUCUAAUAAUAAUAAUAAUAAUAAUAAUAAUAAUAAUUAUCCUACAUUAACCAAUCAUACUAAUCAAAAUAAUUUAACAGCAACAUCAGCAACAACCAAUCAAAAUCAUCGAAAACUUUUAGCAUCCGAUAAUGACUCAUCUUUAUCGCUUAGUUCUACAGCAAUGGAUGAUAUGGAUGAGAAUAUACAUGAAAUUGAUUUAGCUGAAUCGCGUCCACAACGAUCAGAAAUCAAUAAAAAUAUUGAUGAUGAUGAUGAUGAUGGUGAUGAUGGUGAUAACAAUUACAAUUUAUGGCUUGGCGGUUAUAAUCAUCUUCAUGAAUCAUUGCAUAAUAAUAAUACUAAUACUACUAAUAAUAGUAAUGUAAAAUCGAUUAAAUUCGGCUUAUUAUUUAUUAUUCCAUUGGAUAAUUUCUCUACUAAAACAUCCAUGCUAUUAGCUUCUUGGCCAAAAAUGUAUAUAUUUAAACAAUAUUUGAAAAAAUUUAUUAAUGACAAUGAUUUUUAUACCAAGCUUUCUGAUUGGCCAAUUCAUUUAUCUCUAUUGAAUAUUGAUAAUGAUGAAGCGGUGAAAAUAAGUAGUCAAGGUUCAAUUGUUUCAUCGUUAUUAAUAACUUGUUUAACAUAUUUUGGUGAAUUACGAAUAUAUAGAUCAAAUAUUCAAAAUGCUUCAAAGUAUAAUUGUCUGUUAAAAUUCAAACUAUCACAGCAUUAUUCCACAUUGUAUGGAAAUUCUUUUCAACCAGUUCCUAUCAUACAACAAAUUGGUUGUUGUAUCAUACAUCAUUGUAAAGAGAAUAAAAUCAAUAAUAAUUCAAAUUGUCACUCAUCGUCAUCAUCAUCAUCAACAGCAGCAUUAUUUAUCCUAUGCUUAUUAGAUUCACAAAUUUGUAUUGUAAAAAUUCAUAUUUCUUCUAAUUUCAUAUUGAAAUUUGAACGAGUUGUUUUAAUGAGUGCAGAACAACAAAAACCUAUAUAUACAGGUGUUAUUCUUCCGGAAAUUUGUGGUUCUCAUGUUUGGCUUAGUCAAAAUGACGGUAAAUUACUAUGUUAUACAUGGGAUGAUUCAGAGUUUGGGAUUCACUCUUCUUCCACCACCACCUCAUCGACAUCAUCAUCAUCACCAAGUUGUCUAAAGCUUCAUUCCUAUUGGUUUGUUCCUUCAUUGUUCAAUUCAAAAUCGCCUGUAGUCACUCAUUUUUUGAUUGGAAAUUCAAUAGGAACCGAUAAUCGCCAAGAAUGUUUGUCCAGCGAAGUUGAUCAAAGUGAACAUGUUUGUGUUUGGACAUAUCUGGAACCAGAUGGAAAACUUGACUGUUGGUCAGCUAUUUCACAAACUCUAUUGAAAAGUAUCAGUUUAACAUAUCAAUUGGAUAGUUUUCUAUACACAAAGAAACUUCCAGCAUUCGAAAUCAUUGGAUCAGUUAGUACAAUGAAUUGGCUUUAUUUAUCAUCAAAUAUACUUUUACUAACAACUCAUGGUUAUUUAAUUCAUAUUAAUUUAAUAAAAUGUACCCAAAAUGUGAAUUCAUCUAUUAGUGAACAUUCAACUACAACUUAUGCCUCAUAUACACCGAUGACAGCCACAACAACCACAACACAAAGUCGUUCUCCAUCUCCACUGCUGUCGUCGUCGUCGUCGCCAUCUCCAUCAUCAUCAUCAUCAUCAAAAUCAUCAUGUCAGCUACUUCAUUAUCAUGGAACAUGUUCAAGUAAUAAAGAUUUCUCUUUGAUUAUUCCAUUGACACAGUCAACAAUGUCAUCUCAGGCAAUCAAAGAGAAUAUCCCCAAAUGUAUUUUAACUAUCAAUAAAGGUUAUAUAAACCCGCUGAAUUGUAUCACCACUCAUCAUUGUCACUCUACUUCUAUUAUUGAUUCUACAUCGUUCAGAAAAGAUUUCACUGAGACAACGACGAGGACGAGGAUGACGACGAUGUACGACACCAGUAAUAUCGAUGAUCAAGAGAAAUUUUAUUUAGUUAAAUUAUUUUGUGAUCAAUUUUUAUUUCCACAAUGAAUUGUUUGUUUUUUUGUCAAUCGAGUUUUAUUAAAAGCAUUUCUUCUUGUUUUGAUCAAUGUUCAAUUAUUAUUCUCUACACUACAAUUAUUUCCCCGAAAAUUCAUGAGCUACAUUUGACUGGCUGGCGCAUUCACAUUCACAUUUCCACUAGUUAGCAGACAUAAUGUGUGUGUGUGUGCGUGUAUGUGUGUGGUCAGAUUAGCUGAUUUUACUACGAUGAUCUUCUUUGUAUGCACACAAUGUUUGUAGUGUGUGUAUUUUAUUUUCUAAUCUUAUUUAUUGUCUAUGAUGUUUUUUUUAAUUUUUUUUUUCAAAAACUUUCUUUAUAUAUAUUUUUUAAACAUUACUGUGAUAAUAUUUGUAUAAAAAUUUAGAGAUCAUUUGAAUAUAUUGAAUAAGAUGAAUUUUA
Messenger RNA from Schistosoma turkestanicum, 5176 nucleotides. NCBI's taxonomy places the organism in Eukaryota, Metazoa, Platyhelminthes, Trematoda, Strigeidida, Schistosomatidae. The record is from the annotation of a GenBank genome assembly.